AUGAUGGCAGAAAUUGAGACAGAGCCAUGCUUAUUAGCAGAUUCAGGAUAUCAAGGUAUUAAUGAUAUAAUACCAUGGGCAAAAAUUCCUUUUAAACGUCAAAGGAAUACAGAAUUAACAGAUGAUCAGAAGGAAUACAACCGAAAACUCUCCAGUAAUCGAAUCAUUGUCGAGAAUUAUUUUUCUCGUCUCAAACAAUACUGGAGAGUGAUUGGUGGUAAAUGGCCAUUGAAAAUCAAGGGUGAUCUAACAUUUUAUCAUCACACCUUUGCAAUGUGUGCAGGCCUUACAAAUAAACUUUUGUGCCGACGUCCAUUACGUAGAGGUGCUGAAAGAUGGGAUCUUUUAGAUCUUGAUAGCAUGGAUGAAAAUAGCGAGGCAUAUAACUAUCAAGAAUCAGUUUCUGAAGAUGACAGUGAAAAUUCUUAUUAA
Messenger RNA from Trichomonas vaginalis G3, 432 nucleotides. Its product is annotated as DDE endonuclease family. Lineage: Eukaryota; Parabasalia; Trichomonadida; Trichomonadidae. The record is from RefSeq and is a predicted model, not a curated record. The coding region runs from base 1 to 432 and encodes 143 amino acids. The transcript has a single exon.